This is a messenger RNA of Penicillium digitatum Pd1, 1479 nucleotides long. RefSeq lists its product as uncharacterized. NCBI's taxonomy places the organism in Eukaryota, Fungi, Ascomycota, Eurotiomycetes, Eurotiales, Aspergillaceae. The record is from RefSeq and is a predicted model, not a curated record.
AUGUCUGAUACACCAGAAGGCUCGCCGCCAGCAUCUCGCCGUCGGUCAUCUUCUCGCACACAACAGACAACAUUCGAAUUCAAUUUCGACAGUCGAAAUGAAUCUGAUAUUGAUAAAAUCGUCCCAAAGCUCAAAGGAGAAGUCAACAGGGCUAACUGGGAACACCGUUUUUACAUGGCUUUGAAGGAGAACAAUAAGGCAUACAUUCGUGUCAUUCAAGAGGAACAUACUCGUCCUUCCCGGCCUGACUUCCUUGAUAUCACAGAAGAAGCUAUACGACAGCUUGCUAUCAUCAAGGUUGGUGGGAAUGCUGAUCUUGUCACCGAUCUAGUCAUUCGUGAACUAGCAAAGGAACGUCAGUAUGAAAACACUCGGCUACGCGCCGACUGGCAAAAGGAGAUGGACAAGUGGGAUACAUGUAACACCCGUGCAUGUAAUCUGAUGUUUAGUACUCUUGACCCUAUUCCUGCCUCUCUUGUCGACAAAGUGGAGAAUGCUAGAGAAGCAUACAAGAUCCUCCAAGCUGAAUACGGUACUCCAUCCUGGCAACCCAAUUUCAAGCGAUUUAAAAUCCUUUGUGCCCUCCAAUACAAAGGUAACAAUCCCCAGGACUUCGUACGUCGCUUCAAAGAAGCACUGUUCGAGAUCUAUCAACGUGGUUCAAGCCUUGAUGCCAAUACCACUCUCAACUUCUUCAUUCGUUCAAUUCAGAACAAUCCCCGUUGUAAAGUCUUCAUUCAAGCCUUGAAACCCAACCUCAAAGAUCCAAACUUCAUGGUAGAGAUAUACCGUGAAUUCAAUCUUACAGAAGGAUCAUCAAAGAUUGCUAUUGGGUAUAACUCGAUUCCUUCGGUUCAUACCACAUCGUCUAAUUCAAAGGACACCAACUCUUCUAGCUCUAACUUCGACAAGAAGAAAGAUGCUAAGAAAGGCUACAACAAGCAGUCGAACAAUUCCAAUUCAAGCACCCAAGCACAGGAUCAAGGUUCUUCAAUCAUAACUGAUCGUCACAUUCCAGUCGAUUUUCUUAAUGAAUAUGACUACCACACGGUGCCUACACAGUGCUAUGACAAUACAGGUUUCGGUAACAAGAAACAAGUUCAACCCCGUCCUUCCUCACCCUUCCGAUAUCGUUUCAGUACUCCGCUGCCGACUGUUGAAGAUAAUCCUGAAAAACAUCUUGACAUACCUACGAACCUUCCUCUCGAUCACAUCCAUCCUUUCAUUCUCGAAGAACAAGCUCCGGAGAUCCUUCCAGAUCCUGAUACAUUUUUGUUACCAACCGAUGAUAAAAUGGCGAGUAGCUUUGGUAGGUUUAUGGAGGCACAACGGGAGGAUACUGGUGCCCACUUUGAAGUAGGUGGGCGAGGGACUCUCGUCGAGUCACAACCUGCUUCCCGGCAGGUUGUUAAUGAGGAUAUUCCCACGGACAUGAAUGUUCAUCAAGCACCAUUUCAACAUGAUCAACUUCCUUCAUAG